Messenger RNA from Cercopithifilaria johnstoni, 2301 nucleotides. The record is from the annotation of a GenBank genome assembly. Lineage: Eukaryota; Metazoa; Nematoda; Chromadorea; Rhabditida; Onchocercidae.
AUGGAUCCAGAUGUUUACAACGAGAUUGAGGCCAAUUUCGCAGACGACGCCUUGAAUUAUGGAGAGGCAAAUGUACGAAAUAAUCCGCCAGUAAAUAAUUUGAAUGAUGUUGUAAGAAGACCGCCGAAACGGAUAUUAAUACCUGAUUGUGAUGCGCUUGAUUGGCAUAUGCGAGUAAACUGCGAUAAUUAUGAAAAAGAACGCGAUAUGAGACGAGAAAUUCUUGGCGAUGAAAUGGUUGAACGCCUUACACAACGCAUUUCAUGGGUUCGAAAAAGGCGUCACUUAGUAGACUUACAAACAGAUAACGAGACUAAAAGUGUACCAACAAAGCCGAAAAAAAGCGAAGUUUUGCUAUACCCACCGAGUGAUGGUGCGCCAUGGAUCGGUUUUACAGAUCCCACAAUCCUGCAAAGAUUCUACAUAAUGUUGAGGAGUGCUGAACAAACGGUUGAUAAUCAUAGCAAUGAUAAACUGCGAAGUGAUGCUCUGAAGUUCGGUUUCACCGAAAAAGUAUUAAAUUCUGGAAUCGAUUUUGAGGUUCCUGAUGUUGUUCCCGAAGGUUUGGAAGGAUCUGCGUUUAUUCACGAUAAGUUGUGGGUUGACAAAUAUGCCCCGCAUACUUAUGCUGAUCUCAUUAGUGAUGAGACCGUGAAUCGCUUGUUAUUAAAUUGGUUAAAAUUGUGGGAUGAAUGUGUCUUUCAUAGAGCUAUCCCGGAUGUCGUUCUCAGAGGUGCUUCAAAUCAACUUAUUUUGAGCAAUGAAAAACCAAGGCGCCCAUCGCAGAAAGUAGUGCUCCUAGCUGGACCAGCUGGUUCUGGUAAAACUACACUAGUAACUUUGGUGGCGCAACAUGCUGGAUAUCGAGUAGUCAAUUUAAAUGCUAGUGAUGAGCGAAAUACUGUGGAUUUUGAAAAAUGUUUUGAAGAUACUUUACGAACGACAAGGACUCUGGAUGCUACUUCAAAACCAAAUUGUCUUGUUUUGGAUGAAAUAGAUGGCGCACCAAUGCAGUCCAUUCAUUAUUUGUGUAAAGCUAUAACUGCAACUGGAAGACAUUCACUUCAACGACCAGUAAUAUGCAUAUGCAAUAAUCUAUAUAGUUCCUCUCUGCGCGAAUUGCGAUCAGUUGGUCUAGUGUUGCAAUUGUCAAGAACUGAUGAAAAGCGUUUAACCAAAAGACUUCAUGAGAUAUCGAAAUUAGAGCAUCUGAAAGUUGAAUCAUGCGCACUGUCGGAAAUUAUUGAUGCAUGCUCACGGGAUCUCCGUUCCGCAAUCAACAACUUACAAUUUAUCGCGUCUAAAAAUUGCGCUACAAUCGAUCGGAAAGCUGUUCUUAAGUUCUGCGAGCGUGAGAAACAGUUUAACGACAAGUCAUUGUUCGAUUCGUGGGCUUCAGUUUUCGAAAUUUCUCGACAUUUGGAUUCAAAUGGUCGCAUUCAAGAUGUUGCUUCACGUGUCAAGCAAAUUUCACUUAUUUCGGAGCUACACGGAAGCGAAAGCGAUCGGUUCUAUAUGGGACUUUUCACCAACUACUUGAAUAGCAGAAAUGCCAGUGUGCUGAUGAAUGCUUCUAUGGCGAUCCGUCAAUUAUGUUAUUAUGAUCGAAUAGUUACAUCCAUGAAUAGUGUGCAAGAUUAUAAUUUGCUGAAAUAUUUGUCCACUGUAUGCGUAAGCAUACAUAUGCUGCUCUGCUGCAGAGGUCGAACACAGCUGAGCUUCCCAACAGAAUACCAUAAUGCAGUGCAGCGUUGUGAGCAAUCCGUUGAAAUAGUAGAAAGCGUCCGAGCUGGAGCAACGCAGAAAAGUUUUUCUCUGUCAACAGUUGCACUCGAAAUUUUGCCGUAUCUCAUAUACAUUGUGCAACCGGAUUUUAAACCGAUGAACGCUCAGCUGUAUAGUGUUCGGGAACUUAACCUUUUGCAUUCGAUUGUCAGCAUCAUGCGAACAUAUUCUCUCACGUUCACCUCUGUUUCGCAGGAUGGAUCUACUAGCUUCGUUUUUAAACCUGCAAUCGACCAGCUGGUUAUGUUUAACGAUGAUAAUGCAUGUCACAAUAAUCGAUCUUCGAAUACAUUGUCCAAUGCUGCGAGACAGCUAAUAGCACAUGAGAUUGAACUGCAGAAGCUGCGAAGUGUCGACUCUUUGUCUGACGGAACUGUUGGUAAUUUAGCAGGAAAUAUGAAAGGAAAGUUGAGUAAGCCCGGGAAGUUUGAGGCAGGAAUUACGUUCUGUUAUAACUCGGGAUCAUCAAGUGCUAUAAGACGAAAAAUCACGAUAAAGAAUCUGUUCUCGUCCUAA